Erinaceus europaeus (western European hedgehog) is the source of this 1558-nucleotide messenger RNA. It is a transcript of the gene CCDC172, whose product is annotated as coiled-coil domain containing 172. The transcript has 8 exons. The record is from RefSeq and is a predicted model, not a curated record. The coding region runs from base 63 to 839 and encodes 258 amino acids. Gene Ontology annotation, cellular component: cytoplasm. NCBI's taxonomy places the organism in Eukaryota, Metazoa, Chordata, Mammalia, Eulipotyphla, Erinaceidae.
CCCAGCUUCGCUUAUAAAAUAUUUAAAGGGUUCAAAAAGGAUCCGCGGGAGCGCAGACGGAGAUGAGUUUAGAAUCCUUGUUCCAGCACAUCAUCUUCUCGGAGCAUCAGGCGGAGGAGAGUCGCCGUGCCAUGCGAGAAGUACGGUCGGAAAUAAACAGAUACCGUGAGCAAAUAAAGAAAGCAUUGGAGAAGUUGAAUGAAGAGAAGAGCAGGUUGGAAUCUAAGGUUUAUCAGUUUUCUGAAAAAUCUUUCCUCUUAGAGCUUCUGAAGACUCAUGAAAAUGCCUUAGAAAGGCAGUGCAGUGAGAUUGCAAACCAAAGAAAUUUGCUUCUCCGAACCUUUGAGACUACAAAGAAAAAAAUAGUAGAAGAGGAGGAACGUUUUAUGAAGGAAGUAACAGACUUCACUACUGAAUAUGAUCUAACAAAGAAACGAGAGAUACUGAUGAAAGAGAACAUUAAGAUGGAAAUAUCUGACUUAGAAAAAAAGGCAAACAUCUUGAAAAUGGAAAUGAAGUCAAUGGAAAGUAGUUGUAGCCAGCUAAAUGAAUUUCAAAAACAAAAGAAUGCAUUACUACAAGAAUUAUUUGCUCUCCAGAAAAAACUUAAAGUGUUUGAAGAUAAAAAGAAUGAAGCUAUUUGUACUACCAAAUACCUAGAGGAAGAAAAAAUAAAAAUCAAUGAAAAGCCACAAAAUGAUGCUGAAUGCUUAAGGCUGAAAAAAGAAUUAGACCUUUAUAAAGAAGAUGACAUGCAAAGUGUUUAUGAAGCACUCCAAAGUGAAAUAGAAUUUUUGGAGUUGACAUUAGCACAGAAAGUUCUUCAGGAAAACAAAUAACUUAAGAAGAAUAGAUGGACUAUUUGAGACCUCAUCAGAGUAUCUUACACUCAAAUUUUCCUGAUGAAGGAAUGAAUGUAACCUGCAUAACAAAUUCUUAUGGAAAGUGUGAAGUCCAGAAUUUUCAAAGUUGUUGCUAUCUUAAGUUGUUUUAGUGGCACAUAAAAAAUUUUUGCCCCCUCUUACAACUUGCUGAAACUUGGAGGGGUUUUGUAUAGUGCGGUUUUGUUUCUAAAGCAAAAGAAAAGAGAUGGAGAUAAUGUGUUCCUAGGUGUUUGAUAUUCCUCUGAGACAUAAGCUGAUCUAUACUUUCUGAUGUCUGCAUGUUCUGUUGAAAUUUACCUUGGAAAAAAUGGUCAGAUCAUUGACCCAAUAUUGUCAGUGUCAUUCCCACCAACAUUCUUAAUUUCAUUUUAAUCACUCUAAAUCAUAAGCUACCUGUUGAUGGAAGUCUUUGGUGGGACAGGGGCAGGGGGUAUCUUUUCUCUGCAAAAUCCAGUUUCCUUUAUGUUUCUCUAGAUGUAUCUGUAGCUUUAAGUCUGGGACACCCCUAGCCAGUCUCCAGCAGUUGCUGCCCGUUUGUUUUCUUCCUAAUGCUGGGUUGGUUAGAAAGAAACAAGUCAUCCAUAUGGGAAAGUACUUAAUCUUUUUACAGCUGUCAGGAUUCAUUUUACACUGGUGUCUUGAAACUUUGCAACUAAGAACAAGAGUACUGUGUU